UGAGGCUUGCCACUGCUGGUACGAAGCUCGGGCUGAUGACGUGUGAGGGGGACAAUUACAGGGAGGUCCGCUUGAUUGUGGAGAGGAGCGGACUGUAUCCACUGGUCAGGUGCAGCUAUGUAGAGACGGAUCCAGGGCUUAUAUCGGCCCUUGUGGAGAGGUGGCACGAGGAGACUAGUAGUUUCCACAUGCCAUUUGGGGAGAUGACUGUCACCCUUGACGACGUCUCCGCUCUUCUUCACAUCCCGGUUGGUGGGAGAUUCUACACUCCAGGAGUGGCCUCGAGAUAUGAUGUGGCAGAGACCUGCGCUUUGCUGUUAGGGGGGGAUGCAGAUUUGUACAUGGCUGAGUUUGAUAAGCUUAGGGGUCCGACUAUGAGGUUCAGCUUCUUGCGAGACCUUUACCCGAAAGCUGUUGCAGAGGGGCGGUACGAGCAUGCAGCCAGGAUGUACCUGAUGCAUCUUGUUGGCGCGACAUUGUUCGCCGACAAGAGUGGGGGGCACUCAUUCUCCGCCCGUUGGAUAGGCAUGCUACAGGAUCUUGAGCGGGUGUCGGAGUUCGCGUGGGGCGCCAUGGCCCUUGCCACGUUGUACGACCAGCUUGGACAGUCUUCUCGCAGCGGGGUCAAACAGAUGGGCGGUUACACUUCCCUGUUGAUGGCCUGGGUCUUUGAGCACUUUCCAGACAGGCUCGUUCGCCGGUAUGCGAACCCGGCUUACACAGAGGACCAGCCCAGAGCUCGUAGGUGGACAGAGUCACGGUCGGGGCAUGCUAGGCUUGACGAGAGGCGAGUACUACUUGAUGAGUUGACGGCCGACGACGUCACUUGGACUCCAUAUGAGGCCCACAGGGAAUGGCGACAGCGGGAUGAGAGGGCUUUGUUCUCAGGCUACAUUCGGUGUCCCUAUCCCCCUGCUGUGCGACCUCAUCUUCCGGAGCGGGUCAUGCGACAGUUUGGGUAUAUACAGACGAUCCCGCGCCACCCUAGUGAGAUGGAUAGAUCUCCCGCAGCUGAGGCUGUUGAUGCGGCAUUCGCAGGUUAUGUGCAGUACUCAUUCCCUGAGGGCGACCCUGCUAUAGAGGAGGGACAGGCUGUGGGCGGUUACAUGGAUUGGUACGCUAGAGUGUCUCAUUGUUUCAUCAUACCGGAUGAGAGGAGGAUUGAUCUCAGUGCCGUGGCUGCUUUGCGUAGGGCUUUAGAAGUCCUUGAGUUGUCACUUGAGGUGGAUGAUGCUUUGCUGCCAGGCACACAGGCCCGCGCUUUAACGGAGAGAGCACUUCGCAUCCUCCAGGACUUGGCUGGGACACAGGGCAUUGCUUACGCUGCUGGGAGAGGAGGUCUGGGAGCAGGUGGCCGAGUAGGUGGCCGAGCCGGCGGCCGAGCAGGUGGCCGAGCAGGUGGCCGGGAGGGCGGCAGGGCAGGAGCCAGGGGAGGUCGUAGGGGCAGUAUGACGAGCACAUUUUUCUAUGAUGAUGAAAUGCUGCUUCUAAAACAAGAUAAUGAUGUCAGUGAAGGAAUGUUGCUUCAACAACAAGAUAAUGUUCAGCCUAUAAGUGUGGAUACCACUCAUUUAUGGUCGACCGAUCAGAUAUUUGAAACUGUUGAUGACCUUAAACAAUGGGCUAAGAAUGUUGAGAAGGACAAUGGAUAUGCGAUUGUGACUGGAAGGUCUGAUUAUUCCAGAAAAGGUGGAAAUAUGUAUAUUGUUCUGCGGUGCUCGAAGCAUGGUGUGUACAUCCCGUACAAGGACCCUAAGUCCUUCAAGUACAACUCCACCGGAUCACAAAAAUGUGAUUGUCCUUUUAAACUUAAAGGACGACCUACGGAGGGUGAUAAAAAUUGGUGGCUGAAAGUGUUGGAAGGGGUACACAACCAUGAACCAGCUAGAUCUUUGGUUGGCCAUUCCUAUGCUGGUCGACUAACAGAAGAAGAGAAGGUUCAAGUCGACAGCAUGAAUAACAAUUGGGUCCCACCGAGACACAUGUUGGCCACUUUGAAGGAAAAUAAUCCGGGUAACUUGUCUACCAUCACUCAAGUGUAUAAUCGCAUCAAAAAAGUUAAAGAAUUAGACCGCGGGCCACUUACAGAGAUGCAAUAUUUGCUGAAGAAGUUGGCAGAAGCCAACUAUGUUCACUUUGAAAGACAUGAAGAAGAUUCAGGUGUCAUUAUGGAACUUUUCUGGGCUCAUCCUAAUGCUAUUAAACUCUUCAACACAUUCCCUCACGUGGUAAUCAUGGAUUGCACAUACAAGACAAACAAAUUUCAAAUUCCAUUGCUUGAAAUGGUUGGCCUCACUUCUACUGGUCUGACUUACUCCAUUGCAUUUUGCUACAUGACUCGUGAGCGCACACCUGACUAUGUUUGGGCCUUGGAGUGCAUGAAAUCUCUACUUGCUGACCCUGCCCGAUUACCUGGAGUGAUUGUGACUGAUAGGGAAUUGGCUUUACUCAGUGCUGUUCGGAAUAUUUUUCCUGAGGCUACCCAUUUACUAUGCCUAUUCCACAUAAACAAGAAUGUUGAGGCAAAGUGCAAAUUGUGGGUUGACACAACGGAUUUUAAAGCCUUAGUGAUGCAAAAGUGGAAUGAAGUGGUAUAUGCGGAAACAACUACACAAUUUGAGGAGGAAUGGAGCGACAUGUGUGAUAUGUGUAAGGAUCAUCCAAGGUUCACAUCGUACAUUUAUGACACUUGGUUGGUUCACAAGGAGAAAUUUGUGAAGGCAUGGACAAACAGAGUGAAGCAUUUUGGAACGACAACAAGUAACAGGGCUGAAAGUGCACAUGCAAGCUUGAAGAAGAUGCUUAGGAAUGGCAAGGGUAACCUGUGCGAUUCAUGGGAAGCAAUUGAUAGGUUGACCAUCGUACGCCACAAUGCAAUACAAGCAUCGUUUGAGCGCAGUAUUAACAUUGUAGAGCACCGUUUCAAGUCUCCAAUGUAUAAGAAUAUGAGAGGAUUCGUUGCUAAACAUGCACUUCACCUAAUGUAUGAUGAACAAAACAGAUUUUGGGGUCAUGGUGAGAAAUGCGGUUGCGUGAUGAAAGUCACUCAUGGACUACCUUGCGCUUGUGCACUUCAGAGUAUGGCCUCAAUUCCGUAUGCAGCAGUUGAUCCAUUCUGGAAGAUACUUUCUUGGGAACAAGUGCCUGUUGUGGAGAGUCAAACCUCAAACAGUGGAUGCAUGCCGCUAGAGAUUGAGGCUUUAUGGGCUCAUUUCAAUACCUUGGAUGAUGCGGGCCAAAGUAUGCUGAGAAGGAAGCUUAAAGAGCUUUAUUGUCCUCAAAUCAGUUCAUUGUGUCCUCCUGAAGUGAAGAUAAAGCACAAUCAAUCGUCCAAGGAGAGGAAAACCAAACCUCCCAGAGGUCAAUCAAUAGGAUCCACCCAGCGUGACCUUUCACAUUGGGAACAUGUUGGCAAUCAGACCAAAGAACAAGAAUCGAAAGCUAGCAAGAGGAAACCUAGGCUCACCAAAACUCCUAAAACAACUCCAACAUCGCAAGCUCCUAAGUCAAAGAACAAGAUGGCUAUGACGGCCACCGGCUCCAAAAUCUACUUACCGGAGUUGUCAUCUUUUUUAUGGCCAUAUAUACAUGAAGUGAUAGAUGUUGUCGGGGAUGGUAAUUGUGGAUACAGAGCCGUCGCUGCAUUGCUGGACCUUCAGAACGGUCAGGACAGUUGGCCUCGGGUUAGGGAAGAGCUGAUUGUAGAACUCACACUCUAUGAGAAACACUAUACACGCAUGUGGGGUUAUGAUGUGAGCCACUAA
Lotus japonicus is the source of this 3764-nucleotide messenger RNA. RefSeq lists its product as uncharacterized. The record is from RefSeq and is a predicted model, not a curated record. NCBI's taxonomy places the organism in Eukaryota, Viridiplantae, Streptophyta, Magnoliopsida, Fabales, Fabaceae. Gene Ontology annotation, molecular function: DNA-binding transcription factor activity, RNA polymerase II-specific. Bases 36 to 3764 code for a protein of 1242 amino acids. The transcript has 7 exons.